Molecule: messenger RNA, 2439 nt
Organism: Suillus paluster
Lineage: Eukaryota; Fungi; Basidiomycota; Agaricomycetes; Boletales; Suillaceae
Exons: 6
Coding region: 187-2043 (618 amino acids)
Cellular component (GO): RNA polymerase II transcription regulator complex
Molecular function (GO): transcription cis-regulatory region binding; DNA-binding transcription activator activity, RNA polymerase II-specific
Source: RefSeq, a predicted model, not a curated record
CAGACUGCUUUCACCGACAACAUACCCCGUAUCUCAUUCUCCUGACUUGACUGCUUUAAACUUCAUCUUCGCUAUCGUCCACGACGUUCUCUCUCUUCUCGUCAUUGUUACCCGCAGCGAGCUCAUACCUUCUCCCAACCCUUGGCUCAUUCCAUCCUAUCCCGCCUGAGUAACACCCACAAUCUCAUGGAGUUCCCCUCUAUAAACAACUUUUGGGAUCUAUCACAAACUCCAUCUCAGUUCUCUCAGCUUGGCGAUGAAGACUUUCUUACUCUACUCCAAAAACAAUUCCCAAACACAGUCACUGACCUCAAUGCCGCUGACGUUGGCGCCGUAAACCCACAGAGCAUACAGAAAUCUCCAUUGCCACGUCUUACUCCACCCUCUGAUGAUAGCAGCCCUAGCCCACCAAGUAAUAAUCAUUCCCGCUCAAGGCAUCAGUCUACUUUCUCCCGUGGAAAUGAUAACGAAGAGUCGGCGCUGAAGCGUAAGGCAAGCGAUGACGACAUGGAGGAGGGUCCAAGUACAAAGAAUCAGCAUACUGCUGAUGAUUCGAGCACCUCGAAAAAGGGGUCAGUGUUAAGGCGGAAGUCGGGAGGGUCCCAGGAUGACUCACGACUCCUCAAGCGGAAAGAACAAAAUCGUGCUGCUCAACGCGCCUUUCGAGAACGAAAGGAAAAACAUGUCAAAGAUUUGGAGGAUAAGGUGGCCGCUCUCGAGGAAAAGAAUAAAGAAGCGCAAAAUGAGAAUUCUAAUUUACGAGAUCUUCUCGCACGCCUUCAGGAGGAGAACCUUGCUCUCAAGCAAGCUCAAUUCACUUUUUCAACGCCAAAGCCGAUCGAUCAUUCACAUCGCCGUCCAAGCGUUCAACCGCCAUUUAGCUUCUUUAGCUCCCCUCCAGCAGCCCCGCCCUCUGCUCCUCCCGCAUCACGUAACUCCCCUAAGCCAUACAGCGACAUUGAUUGGAGUUCAUUAACAACAUUUGAUCCCUCAUUGCUUAGGGUAAUAGAUGAAAUCCCUUCAGGUUCUAUGCAAGUCGAUCCAUCGACCUCACCAUAUGGCCCAUAUGCAUUACCAGCUCCCAACCAGUACAAGACUCUCGCCACUAAUACAUUCUUCAUGUCGUUUGCCGAUACGCCCGAUUCCAUGUCGUUCAAUACUACCACCGACACUGACAACCCCAAUAAUAUCAAUGCUAACGGUUUGAAUCAAUUCCCGUUCAAUUACCCUUCACCUUCGAAUUCCUGGAAUAGCACAAGAAAUGGCCAAUCUACGGCAGAAUUCUCGCAAUCUGCAGGUCAUUCCGACUAUAUGCAAAACCACAGCCUAGACGAGCUUUUCGGCGAGACGUUCAUGAACGGCCAAGCACCCGUCGACUUCAACGUACUGAUGAAAAGCCCGCCCGCACCUACGCUAAGUCCCGUAACGCACGCAAACGGGACCGCACAGUCACCACCCAGUAGUAUAUCCUCACAAAACUCCGUGGCUUCCCCCCUCUCCGCAAAUCCCUUAUCCUCACCAUCGUCAGCGAGCACAUCAAACGGACAAAGCCCAUUUUGGACGAUGUCCCGACAAGACGCCGAAAGUCCACCUUCGGCCUCCGAAUCGGCAUCUAAUGUCAAUCCCGGAGGUGAUAUGCUGCCCUGUCCGACGAGGGAGGACAUCGCGAAGCAUAUAGCUGCAUCAGGUGACUCGCCGUUCACGAGUUCGCCGUUUACACAGCCCGUGGUGCGCAAGAUGAGCGAUUCUUCUCAAGGAGGCAAUAUAAUCUCUUGCAAGGGCUCGACCUUCCCGAAGACAAAGGAGAGUUCGGCAAACAUCGAAGUUCAGAAAGCGUGGCAGACGAUUAUAUCGCAUCCUCAAUUUAAGGACGCGGAUAUCAAUGAGUUGUGUACGGAGUUUACGAAGAAGGCGCGAUGUGACGGGACGAAGGUGGUUUUAGAACCAGAGGGUGUGCAUCAUAUCUUGGAGACAUUCAAAGCAAAGUCGUUGGCUCAGAAGCAACAACAACAGCAGCAAACGUCUCCCAAUUCAUCGAACUAGCCAUCACGGAUUCCCAUUUGUAUCACUAUCUGCUAGAUCGUCGUUUAUCUUGCUUUCUUCGCGUUCUGCUAUUUUUUCUAUGGCGUAUUUCCUGACUAUUGCAUAACUGUGAUGCAUGCGUGAGGAUGAAUCGUCCAGGGUAUUGUACAAUGUUCUUGGGUCGUUAAAUGACAGCGUUCGCAAAUACGGGCCUCCCCUCAAUAUUAAUUGUAUGCCCUCUUCCUGACAAAUAAUCGUAGCGCCCCUGUGCAGUGGCAAAGCCCGCUACUGUCUUCGCUCGUUGUCUCGUGGGGCGAUCCUGCUGCUGAUCAAUAUUGUUGUUUUCGUUUUCUCCAUCUAUGUAGAUAUACAUCCUACUCUAAGGUAAAUAGUUCAUGCGCAAAGGAUAGAAAGUAC